Messenger RNA from Esox lucius (northern pike), 3594 nucleotides. RefSeq names its product inka box actin regulator 2 (gene inka2). The transcript is spliced from 2 exons. The record is from RefSeq and is a predicted model, not a curated record. NCBI's taxonomy places the organism in Eukaryota, Metazoa, Chordata, Actinopteri, Esociformes, Esocidae. The coding region runs from base 738 to 1886 and encodes 382 amino acids. Gene Ontology annotation, cellular component: nucleus. Gene Ontology annotation, molecular function: protein kinase binding; protein serine/threonine kinase inhibitor activity.
AUGGAUUCUUCAUCUGGUGUCUGCCUUUCAAGUGGUUCCCAUUGCAUAAUGAUGUUGGUUUGAACAAGGCUGAUUUAGGGUUUGUUGGGGCAGUGGCUCUGGCAAAGGCUGAUAGCAGCCAGUACAGAUUAUUUGACGCGUCUUAUCACUUGUCAACAAGAAGUCAGACAAAAAGUUAGUCUUUGCAUGCAAAUUCUUUUUUGAUUUAGUCUUUUGAUGUAGAACCCACAGGUUAGAUUGUUGUAUUCACCUCCCACAGCUCAAUCACUGCUGCUGUUAGUUACUUUAUAACAGGAAUCGAGUGCUUUGCGACUAAUGAUCACAAGUCCCCAGAUCGUAUCACUGACCUUGGUACUUAUGACACCCAACCCCCAUCCUGUGGGUCAAUAAUUGAAUCCAUCUAGACAUCUAAACAUAUGGCAAGGCCCUCAUGACACCCCUUCCUUAACCCCAAAUAACCCUGCUGUUACCCCCAAACAUCACUUCUGCUGCUGCUGACUCUCACCCUCCCUUUGUCAAUCAACACUUGCUUGAGUGAACCCACCCCCAUGGUUAGGGAUUAAUAUCCAGACAGACAGCUGAUUGGUUGCCAGGACAGGGACAGGACAUGAUUGGCAGGAGCUACAUAUAGGGGCUGACAGGAAGGGCUGUUUGAAAGGUGAGAGUGGGGAUGGAUUGACAGAGCAGCCAAGAGAUGAACAGGGAAAGACUUCUGUGAAAGUUCUAACAAGGUGUCUAUGAAGGAAGCAGGAGAUGGUCUCCAUGCUCAGAUGAACUCAAUGAUGGGGGCUCUUCAGGAACUCAAGCUUCUACAGGUGCAGACAGCGCUGGAGCGACUGGAUAUCUCAGGGAAGCCCAUCCAAAGGGCGGCCCCACCACCAGCAUCAGGCACAUCAUGCCCUGGCCCUGACCUUACCCCGGACCCUGACCUUACCCCGGGCCCUGACCUUACCCUUGAUGAGAGCCCCAGGCCCCCCUUAGUCAGGAUGACCAGGCUGGAAAAGGAGGAGCGGCAGAGCCAGAGGGGGAAUCGGAGCAGCCUAAGCACCUGGCCGUCCAGCUCCAGCCUGGAGACGGUAGAGAGCGAGAGCCGGCCUCUCCCCCGCAGAGUGUCCGGUUACACCGCCCCACAGGUGGAGUACUGCGGCCCACGUCUUAGCCAAGCGUUCUCAGAGCAUCACCAGUAUCAUCAGUCGACCCACCCGGCCCAGGUUAUGGAUCUGCCCGGCAUCCUCUACAGCCUGUCCAGGGAAGGCCCUUCACUGGACAGCGACUACUCCCAGGACAGCGCGGACGACUCCAGCGACUGGACCUCGUCGCUCAUGAGCCAAAGCCGCAACCGGCAACCCCUGGUGCUGGGGGAUAAUGUUUUCGCCGACCUUGUGGGCAACUGGCUGGACCUGCCUGAGCUGGAGCGCGAGGAGACGGUCAGUGGCGUCUGCGCGGGGGCUCAGGGAGACGACAGGCCUGACUCCCCGGCCCACCCACUCCGCCUCAGCCGCUCCCAGGAGAUCUGCCGGAAGUUCUCCCUGACCACCAACAUCUUCAAGAAGUUCCUGCGCAGUGUCAGGCCCGACCGCGACAAGCUCCUGAAGGAGAGACCGGGCUGGACAGUCCCAGAGAACCAGGAGGCGGAGCUCUUCAAGAGGCCCAAGAAAGCGGGCCAGCAGCAGACCAAGGGGAGCUUCUACCUCCCAUUCUGGGCCGGCGCGUCAGGACAGCAGCAGCACAGCAGGGGUAGGUCACGUCCCCAGCUGCCUGGAGAGGAACAGAGCCAUGGCCAGGUCACCAGGCUGUACAUAGACAGGGGACAGGAGUGGAGACAAGAGGCCAGAGCAGAGAAACUACAGCCCUUGUUUGACUACAACACGGCUGUGUGGGUCUGAGGCUCUAGGAAGCUGGGGUGGCAGCAGGUGUUGUGGAUUUUGGCUGAGAGCCGUGGUGGGUGGGUGAAAACAAGGAGGUUUGUGUACCCUUCCUUCUCGUUGUACCCUACUGGGGGAUGAGUAGGCAGACUGUUCUGAACAGAAAUAUUAUCAGGGUGAGGUUUUUCCCCCCCGACAAUCCUGACGGCGAGAGCGAGCUGGACUUUCUCUUGAAGACUGAUUCCCCUGUAUUUCCUCCACAAGUGCCCUGGACUAUGCGAUAGACGGUACUUCAAUGUGGGUACAGUACUCAGAAAUGCUCAGAACCUCAUCACCUGUCUAACCCCGUAACCCUGUUUUACUACGUCCACACAAUUGUAGCUCCACCCUUCGUAUCUCAAGCGUCUAUCUAGCAAUAGAACACGGCUGUUCCGCACAUUCUGCAUGGACCCCCCUAAACAUGGACACGGUGAAACAGCUGUCACUCAACUCCCGCCAGACACUACCACGGCUCCGUCUCCCGCUCAGACGGCUGCACGGGCACACGCCGUCCAGCAUAGUUACUUAAGCCUCACUCAGGAACCAGGAUGCGGCUCGUGUUGCUCCCGAUGCGCCGUGAAGACCACGUUAGGCAGGCGGAGCUAAAGGCUGGGCACUAGAGCACCAGCAGGCCAAAGCAAAGUCUUCAGGUCUCAGACACAGUUAGUCAUCACAUACCCGUUGGAUUCGGAACAACCAUCCACCUACACACUCCAGGAUAGGGUGAACUCCACCGCGGAGACGUUGAGUCCACAUCCCGACCCCACAGCCAGUCCUCCCGGUGUAGCGUUUCAAACGGCAGAGAUCGACAGUCCCGUAUGCCACCUGGAUGCCUACAUUUACAUAUGUACAAGCCGGCAGCAUAAAAAUUAGGGGCUGUUAUUCUGUCUGUCAAAUGUUUUUGAAAUCCAGUUUAAGCUGCGAUGCUAUGUGUAUUAUGUAAUAUAUUCAGGUAAUGAUAAGCAGGGCCUGGACAUUUCUUGCUGAAAGAAGAGGACUGGCAAGGAGAACAUUCACUUUGUACAUACAUUAAUAUUUGUUAUUUCAGCCCAGCCUGUGUUGCUUAGUUCAUUCAAAAGGGACUCGAGGAGAGGGAGGUUGAUCCCAGUUGAUCUGUGGUUAGACCGGGCUCUCUUUAAGAAUCUGUACGGAGGCGUUGUAAGGAGAAUUGACGAGAGCAUCGUCAUUGUCGGAAUGGUUUAGUAACCUUUCCCAUCAUUUCCCAGAGCUGAACUCCCAAAAAAAUCCUCAGGAAAAAAGAAAUCCCUGAAAUGACGGAGGCUAUUUAUCUUUUUUAGAAGACAUACGGUAUUGCAAAUACAAUCCUUAGCCCUCACUAACAAUAAGUGCCCUGAGAAGUUGAUUGGAUGUGAAACAUGUCCCCAUCAAUGCACUCAUCGGACAUGACUAUGAAAUAGAUUUGUAGAAAAUAUCUUUCCACACUUGCAUAUGGGGUGUUUUCAAUGUUCAGGUCAGAUUAGAUUCACUUAGUCACACAUGGACGGGCUGUCUCUGCCAAUGCUGUUAUGCCAUAAAAGAGUCUUUCUGCCUGUCCUCUUCAUAUUUACAGCUGUAAUGGUCAUUUUAGCCCUCGUUAAAACGGCUGUUCUGCAAACCUUAAAGUGUUACUGAGUGUAAAUGUGCACUGUAAAUUCGUCUGACUCUUUGUAAAUUAAACUGUUUUACUGAA